This is a messenger RNA of Cryptomeria japonica (Japanese cedar), 951 nucleotides long. Its product is annotated as glutathione S-transferase 3. Gene Ontology annotation, molecular function: glutathione transferase activity. Lineage: Eukaryota; Viridiplantae; Streptophyta; Pinopsida; Cupressales; Cupressaceae. Gene Ontology annotation, cellular component: cytoplasm. The record is from RefSeq and is a predicted model, not a curated record. Gene Ontology annotation, biological process: glutathione metabolic process.
AAAAACUUGAGUGAGAUUGAAGAAGAAAUAGGUGAAGAUGGGCAAUGAAGAUGAGGUUAAAGUACUUGGCUUUUGGUCCAGCCCAUAUACUCUAAGAGUGUUGAUUGGGCUUGAAGAAAAGGGCAUCAAAUAUGAGUAUGUGGAAGAAGAUUUCAUGUGUAAAAGUCUACUUUUGCUGGAAAUGAAUCCUGUGCAUAAGAAGGUACCUGUUCUUAUUCACAAUGGCAGGCCUGUGAUUGAAUCUUCUAUUAUAUUACAAUAUAUUGAUGAGGUAUGGAGUAAUGGUUCAACUUUCUUACCAUCUGAUUCAUAUGAUCGAGCUAUGGCUCGAUUCUGGGUAGAUUUUAUUGAAAAGAAGAUUUUUAACUCGGGAGGAAGGACCAUAGCAUUAAACAAAGGAGAAGAACAAGAAGAAGGAAAGCGGGAGCUUAUUGAAGGUUAUUUUGGAGGAAAUAAUUUUGGAAUAGUAGAUAUUGCACUUGCCCCACAAAUAUGUUGGUUUCAUGCAUUUGAAAUUAUUGGAAAUUUUAAGAUUAUGGCUGAAGAAAAAUUUCCAAGCAUUUUUGCAUGGAUGAAGAGAUGUAUGGAGAGGGAGAGCAUGAAGAAAGUACUCCCACAACAAGAAAAAGUGCUAACAAUGGUAACUCAACAUAGAAAGUUUCUCUUCGGGGAGGUUUAGUUAAACUUUACUCUAGAAAAGUCUAGUUUUGUAAUGCAUUGAGUUGUGUUAUGCUUUAGUUUGUCAUAGGUGUCAUUAUUUUAGGUGUCAAAGUAUAUUUAUAUAUGUGGUGUUUAAUAGUUUAAUUAAAUAAUUACUAUAAGGAAGUCAAAAUCAAAUGGGUUUAAAUAAUAGUAUUAUUUAAAUAUAGUCUCAGUAAAGACCAUUUUAUUAUUAGGUUGUUGGUUAAGGAAUGGGUGGGAUUAGGUGAAGUGUUCUUUCAAUUUUAUAAA